GCCGACGAAACGCAGUGAAAAAAUUUACCGGCAUAUGUGAAGACGCGUGUGCAGUUGAACAGAGUUUGUGCAAUGGACAGACUUUGACGCUUUAAACAGUGGAUAUUUUCUGAAAUAUUGGACAUUUGUUUCAAACAUGCCUCACCACAGACAUCACCGAAGUCAGCGUGGAAGUGGUAAAGACGAGACAAACAACAACGAAACCAGCGUGGUUGAAGGAACUGUACAACAUAACGAUAAUCAGCCGGCUGUUAACCGACAUUCAGUUGUAAGCUGUUGUAUGCCGUCUGGGUGUCUAUGUUCCGAAGAAAGUAUAGAUCCCUCGGACGCCGGAGACGCUGUCAAAGUGGUAUGUAACAAUGAGGCUUGUGCUGAAGGUACGUGGAUGCAUAAAGUCUGUUUUGAUGAUUGGGAGGACGGGGUUUUGGCCUACCUGAAGUCGUGUGGCAGGGCACGUAGCUGGAGCGAAAAGCAACGGUUGCAGAAUUUGUGGACCAAAAAGGGCUAUGAUCUUGCGUUUAAAGCAUGUGAUUGUCGUUGUGGUCGUGGUCAUCUAAGGAAAGAUUUGGACUAUAUACCACCCCCCAAGAAUGACAACGCCCGAAAACACAAGAAAAAGACGAAGAAAAAUGACCGUCCAAUGCCCGUGGUUACCAGCGGUAAGAGUGGUUCGCAUAACGUCAAUCAUUCGAAUGUAAAUCACGGCCACCACGUCGACGGAAACCUUAACGUCAGUGGCCAAAACGGGAACCGAAACAACCAAGGGCCCAAUAUAGUGGGAUUAAACAUUAAUGCCAACACUAUACGAAACAGAAACAACUCCAGCAGCGAACCAAAGCUUGACAACGCUAACGCCAACCGUAACGUCACUGGAAUAUUAAAUCCGCCCAAUAAAAACUCAACCGGCUCAACCGGGAAGAACAAUGACAACAACACUGGUAGUGCUAACAGCAUCAGUAAACCUAUAAACACCUCUGCUAUCGUCCGUCCUAGGACCGACAGUCUCGGGAGUACUGGUAGUUCCUCCGUCAUUUCAACGGGGUCGAGCUCGCCGACGCCAUCGCCGCCUCGGAACGGAAACAACGUGCUGAUACGGGCCCCAAAGCCUAAGUUUGACACGUGCUCGACUGACUCCACCCAGACGUCGUUUUCUAAUAUUUUCCGUCGACGUCAUGAUCUAGCUGCGUUCAACAUGCUUCCACGUCACAAACAGAACCCGUACCAUAUCAAAAUGGAGGAUGACGGGCCGCCAGGUAACGACGAGACGAGGAGUUUUGUGCUAAACCAUUUGAGCACUUACAAGGUGUCAUCUUUGAACUGUGUGCUGUGCAUGUGCUCACUUCCGGUGUUCGAUCGCUAUCCAAUGAUCGACGGCACAUUCUUUCUGUCUCCCCAAGCCUAUGGCGACGGCGUCGUCCAGGUUAUAUCCGAAGGCCGGCUUCAGUUUAUCAACGCUGUGUGCGUUAACUGUCUAGAAGGCGCAAGCAAUGUCCAGUGCACUGCGUGCAAAAGGAAAUGGGACGGAAGCACCCUACUCCUCGGCUCCAUGUAUUCUUACGACAUCUUCGCCGCCAUGCCUUGCUGUCAGAAGCGACUCACGUGCAAGCAUUGCCGACGUGCCGUCGUCGACAUAAACAACGGCUUGGCGUUCUACAGCGAGUACAGCCGAAUGAUAGCGUGCCCCUACUGCAAGGCACACGACUAUCAUUUCAUACGUCCAAUGCAGGAGACGUUCGCCGUGAAGCCAUACCAACCGGCCCAACAACAACCUAUAUGGAAUUAAUGACUAGUAAACUUUAGAUAACCACAAAUACUAGCAUUGUGAGUAACUUUUUACAUGGCAACGUUUUGUAUUAUUCAUUUUUUGCAAUAUAUAUAAACUGUGUGUUACUCCAACCGAUAACAUUGAUGACCGGUACAUCUCGAUAUCAUCGUAUAACCAUUAGUAAAACAAAAGAACUAUGAUGGAAUAUUUUGGACAGCUUCAUUCGGACUAAUUAUUUCGAAAAUCUGAGGACAAGCAUCUGGAUUUUAGUUCUCAUUUGAAUUCUAAACUUUUUUGGGAUUUUAACUUUUUGUUCAAAGGUUGGUGCAACAUUGUUUUUAUGUUCAUUUUUUCAUUUCAUCGCGUGGAGUGGAUGAAAUUUUGGCGUGGGAUAUUUUAUUCAUAUUGGUGCGACUGUAUGUGACUUUGCAAACAUUAAUUUUCAAGUGCCUGAAUGACACUUCGCAUAUUUGUAUUCGUUUUAAAUACGGAGUAUUUGGUGCACAAUUUUGUAUUACGUGUUGGCUACGGAAGCUGUCGAGGGUCCAAUAGGAUGUUCUUUUAAGCGUGUUGUGUCGGGAAAAGUUUAGAUACGGAUUGUUUACUAAUGACUUGAGAAAGCCUUUGUGGUAUGGUGCAGAUAAGAGUUCCAGCAAUGACAUCCGAUCGUAAUUUGUGAUUUAUUUCAGUAGAUAGAUUUUCGCGGCCGUCUCCCUAUCUGGGGCCCCAAAAGAAUUAUUGAGACUUUAUAACAUGCUAUACAAUAGUAUGUAAUAUGUUAGUUCACGGCACCCAUUAAUUUGCUAAUUGUAUACACACGUAUAUAUAUAUAUAUAUCAUACUAGCUUUCGAGUUAAAAAGAUUCGUUUUUGUAAUGACUAAAAUCUUAGUGAUUCACAGCACAAACCUUCGUGAAAUGUGAACAGAACGUAAAAACAAAUAUAUUUAUCGUUCAUAUAUUUGCUAGUUUUGCUCAGUCGUAGAACUGGGGAACACUUUUAAAUAAACUGUAGUUAUAUCUCCUAGUCGUCCGCUAGUGAUGAUUCGAUCACGCUGGACAUUUUUCAGAAAUGUUUCAUUUUUUUGUAAAUCAGUAUUUGAUUAUAGGGCAACUUGGACAUGGUACUGUGUUUCAAGUACAUCACUUGCUGUAUAUAUGAUAUACUCGUACAUUGUAUGCCGUUGUUUGUAAGUCGCUUGUUUGCUGACGUGGUCUGAGAGACGUAGCGGUUACUUCACUACUGCAAACUGAGGAAAAUGGCAUUGUCUGUUUAUUUUUUUGAAAUAAUAAAAACAAAAAAAUAAUGA
Molecule: messenger RNA, 3073 nt
Organism: Pecten maximus
Lineage: Eukaryota; Metazoa; Mollusca; Bivalvia; Pectinida; Pectinidae
Product: headcase protein homolog
Exons: 1
Coding region: 137-1783 (548 amino acids)
Source: RefSeq, a predicted model, not a curated record